This is a messenger RNA of Nicrophorus vespilloides, 1901 nucleotides long. Its product is annotated as fasciclin-3. Lineage: Eukaryota; Metazoa; Arthropoda; Insecta; Coleoptera; Silphidae. The record is from RefSeq and is a predicted model, not a curated record. Gene Ontology annotation, biological process: heterophilic cell-cell adhesion; homophilic cell-cell adhesion. Gene Ontology annotation, cellular component: adherens junction. The coding region runs from base 11 to 1336 and encodes 441 amino acids. The transcript has 9 exons.
UCUUUCGAUUAUGGUGGACGUAAGUCCGAAGGAGGCGGUGGUCCUUCCCGGAAGGAACGUGUCCUUCCUGUGCAGGGUCGGCGUUCCGUUGCAGUAUUGUCGCGUGGAAUUACCCGGCUCGCGUUCCUUCAAUCUGAACACCAAACUCUCCCAAACACGCAACAGAGUCACGUAUUACGGGGCCGGACUGAGCGCCGGACAGUGCGGGUUCACCAUAGAGCAAGUCACCGAGGAGGACAACGGCAAGAUCAAAUGCUACCUAGGUUUGGAGACGGAAUCGCAGGAAGCCAUAGACAGCGUUCAAUUGACUGUAGCGAAAGCUCCUAAAUCUCCGGAAUUGGAUUUGAGCAGAGGCACGGAUUCCUUGAGGGUCUACAAGAUACACGACGUGCUUCAAGCCAGCUGCGUUGUGCGAGAUGGAAGACCAGUUGCUAACAUCAGCUGGUAUUUAGAUGAUGAGCCUAUCGUUGGAGAUGGCCUCAGCAUGCCCACGAUCAUCGACUUUGCCAAAGAGGAUCUUCACUCCAAGGUUCAGAAUCUGACAAGGACUUUGCAGCCCAGCGACAACGGAAAACUACUCAAGUGCGUCGCGUCGCAUCCGGCCCUUCCGGAGGAGAGCAUCGCCUCCCGCCAACUGGACGUAAAAUACGCUCCGAUCCCAUUGACAAACCCAAUCGACAAGUUCGGCUUUGAGCUGGGAAAACCAGGUAUGAUCUCGAUCGAAAUCGACGCGAAUCCCAAACCGCAGAUCGAAUGGGAAAUCCGUGGCCAGAAGAUCCGCGAAGGAACCAUCGACAACACCGGAAGGAUCGAGGCGGAAUCUGCCCAAGACUUGGGUCGUGGACACUACGUGGCAAAUUUGAGGAUAGCCGCGAUCAACAAGCAGGACACGGAGACGCAGUUCAUCUUGACGGCUUACAACGACAUGGGCUCCCAGGAUUACACUGUCCUGAUAUCAACGAGCGCGGAACCGGAAGGAUUGCAGAAAUUUAUUUACAGGAGAUACAGCAUGUACGGUGUAGAUUUGGGCGUAGGAACGAUAGUGCUCAUAGUCAUGUCAAUCUUGUUCGUGAUGGUCAUCGUCUUCGUCGUGAUCUUCGCACGGGUCAAAGGCAAAUGGUGCUUCUCCGGAGGCGCCCACGUGAUCGAUUAUACGGGGGGCGGCGGCGAGGGGGGCAACGGUCGCGUGGCCGCAGCUGAGGCGGUCGGUGCAGGAGGCGGCGGCGGCGGCGACGUAGACGGCGUCGACAAUCCGCACCACCACAGCUCGCAGGACUACAUCAACGGAAACGAUCAUCCGAUCAUCAAGGAGAAGAAAAUCGACACGGCCGUUUAAUUCAAACCCCACACACCCCCCCCGAGAAACAAAAGAAAACUGUAGCAUCCAAAACAAAAGAUUUUCAAAGAACAAAAAAAAGAAAAACUAAUAAUAACAGAAAUUAAUCGCUCUUAAAGUUAAUAUGAUAAUUGCAUAUGAAUAAAUGUUUUAAUAAGUGUAAAUGAGGAUAAAUAGUUAAAAAAAAAAUAUAAUAUGCGGCAGCUCGAAAAAUGCGGAAGCUCUCAAAUCAAAUAAUACUCAUCUUCUCUACGUUUAUUGUUUUUCUCUAUUUUCUUCUUCAACUUUACUUAUAUAUACAUAGACAUAAUAUUAAUUAAUUCUUUUGUGUUUGUGCGCGCCGAGGGGGAAAUUUAAUUAAUCUAAUUUUUUAAUAAUUAUUUUUAAUAAUUUAAUUUGAAGAAAAUUUCACGGAGAAAUUUGUUAUGAUAAGAAAUAUUGUGAUUAUACUUCCACUAUUUUCCAAUACUGUGUUUUUUUUUAUAUAUAUGUUUUGUUUAAUUUAGUUUAGUUUAAGCGAGACCAACUCGAUCUCACCACUCUCCACUACUUCUAAUUACCAUUU